Molecule: messenger RNA, 2815 nt
Organism: Microtus oregoni (creeping vole)
Lineage: Eukaryota; Metazoa; Chordata; Mammalia; Rodentia; Cricetidae
Gene: Prc1
Product: protein regulator of cytokinesis 1
Exons: 15
Coding region: 131-1987 (618 amino acids)
Biological process (GO): mitotic spindle midzone assembly; microtubule cytoskeleton organization
Cellular component (GO): spindle; mitotic spindle midzone; cytoplasm
Molecular function (GO): microtubule binding
Source: RefSeq, a predicted model, not a curated record
CGGGGGUCCAACGGCUGGAGAGGGAGGCGAGACGCAGCUGAGAGUGUCCGAGGCUUGUGGAGGUUACUGUCCUCCGACCCGCGUGAAGGAGGUGGAGGGUCUCGGGUCUUGACUGCCAGGAGCGUCCGCCAUGAGGAGAAGUGAGGUGCUAGCAGAGGAGUCUAUCGUAUGUCUCCAGAGAGCUCUGACUCACCUUCGGGAAAUAUGGGAAUUAAUUGGGAUUCCAGAGGAGCAGCGAUUACAAAGAACUGAGGUUGUGAAGAAGCACAUCAAGGAUCUUCUGGAUAGGAUGAUUGCUGAGGAGGAGAGCCUGAGGGAAAGGCUUCUCAAAAGCAUAUCCAUCUGUCAGAAGGAGCUGAGCACCCUGUGCAGUGAGCUACAAGUGACACCAUAUCAGGAAGAAAAGGAGAUAACUGUCUUGCAGUUAGAAAAAGAUUUGCGCACUCAAGUAGAAUUGAUGAGAAAACAGAAAAAGGAGAGAAAGCAGGAACUUAAGCUACUUCAAGAACAAGAUCAAGAGCUCUGUGAAAUUCUUUGUCUGCCUCUGUAUGAUGUUGAGAGCUCCUCUGUCCCCACCUUAGAAGAGCUGAACCGGUUCCGACAACGGGUGGCAACAUUGAAGGAAACAAAGGAAUCUAGGCAUGAGCAAUUUGUCAGCAUUAAGAGACAAAUCAUAUUGUGUAUGGAAGAAUUAGAACACACUCCAGAUACAAGCUUUGAAAAAGAUGUAGUGUGUGAAGAUGAAAGUGCCUUUUGUUUAUCGUUGGAGAAUAUUGCAACACUGCAGAAGUUGCUACAGCAGCUGGAAAUCAAAAAGUCAAAAAAUGAGGCAGAGUGUGAGGGACUCCGUGCUCAAAUCCGAGAGCUUUGGGAUAGAUUACAAAUACCUGAAGAAGAGAGAGAACCUGUGGCUUCAAUUAUGACUGGAUCAAAAGCCAAAGUCAGGAAUGCGCUGCAAUUAGAGGUGGAUCGGUUAGAAGAGCUGAAAAUGCAGAACAUAAAGCAAGUGAUCGAGACCAUUCGAGUGGAGCUGGCUCGGUUCUGGGACCAGUGCUUCUACAGCCAGGAACAGAGACAGGCUUUUGCCCCUUACUAUUCUGAGGACUACACAGAAAACCUGCUUCAUCUUCAUGAUGCUGAGAUUGUACGGUUAAGAAACCACUAUGAAGUUCAUAAGGAACUAUUUGAAGGUGUCCAGAAAUGGGAAGAGAGCUGGAAACUCUUCCUAGAGUUUGAGAGAAAAGCUUCAGAUCCAAGUCGGUUUACAAACAGAGGGGGAAAUCUUCUAAAAGAAGAAAAGGAACGAGCAAAGCUACAGAAAACACUCCCUAAGCUGGAAGAGGAGCUGAAAGCACGGAUUGAAAAGUGGGAACAAGAGCAAUCAAUGGCAUUUGUGGUGAAUGGGCAGAAAUUCAUGGAGUAUGUUACAGAACAAUGGGAACUGCAUCGAUUGGAGAAAGAAAGAGCCAAACAGGAAAGACAACUAAAGAACAAGAAACAGACAGAGACAGAGAUGCUCUAUGGCAGUGCUCCCCGGACACCUUGCAAGAGACCAGGAAUGACUCCCAACAAGCCUGGCAAAGUACGCAAGAUGAACACCACCACCAUGUCCAGUGCUACACCCAACAGCAGCAUUCGGCCUGUCUUUGGAACAAUGUACCAUUCACCUGUAUCCCGACCACCUCCUGGCAGCAAGGCAGUGGCCACUUCUAUGUGUUCUGGAAAGAAAACACCUAGAGCUGCCCAGCUCAGGGCCAACAAGGAGAACAUGGAGCUCAAUGGCAGCAUCCUGAGCGGUGGGUACUCUGGCUCGACCCCCCUCCAGCACAACUGCAGCAUUAAAUCUGUUGCCAGCACCUAUUCUGAGUUUUCGAAGGACCCGUCCCUCUCUGACAGCUCCACUGUUGGGCUUCAGCGAGAACUUUCAAAGGCUUCCAGAGCUGAUGCUACUUCUCGAAUCCUCAAUUCAACCAACAUCCAGUCCUGAGAAUUCUUGACCAGUUAGCCAGCUGUGGCUUCCUGUGCCUAGACUGGACUGACUCGUUAUACUGGGGUGACUUUAUAGCUUUUCUUCAGUUUAGGUGUGUUUGAAACAACCCUGUUGUAAUACCAUGGGCCUAACUUGAGGCAUGAGUACCACAGAUGAAGCCUGAAAAUCUAGUUAUGACUGCUAGUACACAUUUUAACAUCUGGUACCUAAUUUGUUUGCUGUACCCCAUAAUUCUAUUUAAAGAAUGGUCAAGGGUUUAUUUCACUACUGUACUGAAAAAUGAGAAAAUGAUUGUGCCCAGCCUUGAAGUAUGAGACAUGAAACAAUUCUGGCCUGUAGACCUGGAAUUAGCAGUUAACAUCUUUACCAAUUUUUUAAAUUAAUGCUGUAGCUAUGGUAGCUUUGAUUUUAACCCAGAGAUCUGUGCCCCUCACCCCGCACUAUCCCAAUGAGGAUUUCUUGUGUUCUGGCAUUUGAGAUGGCUUGACCUGCUGCCAAAGAGUAGCAGUACCAGCAUUUAUAUAGGGCAAUCUCUUUAUGAAGUGUGUGUAUGAACACAUGUGCUUGUCUGACCUGUCUUCCAGCCCUGUGCUCCCUAUGCACAGUUAUUCUUGUAGUUGACAACGAAAUGGAGAGGCUUUUGGGGUGGGUUGGGCCAUUUUGGGCAUGGACAUGAGCAACUUUGCACAUCUAAAAGGCAGUGUCCCUGCAAUCACACCCACCAGGCUCUUUAAGCACCCAGAGGAUCACUACUCUUCCCAAAGCACUAUUAUUUAUUCUGUGCGUGUGCCAACACAGUAAAUGUGUCAACAUGCUGUCUUUUAC